AUGGCUACGCAAAAGCCUGGUGAAUGGGCUAAUUCACUUUUAGCUCGUUUCGAAGAUCAGCUUCCUAAUAAAUCGGCACGUAUGAGUCAAGAUCAACUUGUGGGUUGCUUGAUACAUAUAUCUCGCUACCGUUUUUCCUUAGUUAUAUCGGGCUUAACAAAAAUGCUUCAACGUGUCAACAACGAAGCCGUCCAAAGUCGUCACGAACCCGAUCGCUGUUAUUUCGAAUCGACCGUCAUUAUUCUAACUACUCUGGAGCGUUGUCUGACAAACCAGACUAAGGAUACGGCUCGUUUUGAAGAAGCAAUGAAUGUAAAAUUAUUAUUACGCGAAAUAACACAAUUUAUAGAUGUACAAAAUGAUAAUACACCAAAUGCCGCCCAGCUUAAAUCUUUAGCUUCUAAGGUUCUAUUUGCUUUAUCACAAAAUCAUUUCCCCGCAGUAUUUAAUCGGAUAUCAGCUCGUAUACAAGAGCUUGCCGCUUGUUCUGAUGAAAACCCCGAUUGCACUGACAUCGAGCUGAUACAACACAUUGAUAUGGAUAUGGCGAAGUUGACAAAGUUACUACAAGAAACUAUCACAAAAUUUCGAUCGAAGAGAGCUCCACCUUUAAUUCUAUUAAAUUCUAUUGAAAAAGCUAUUUGGAACUGGAUCGAGUAUCAUCCGCAAGAAUUCCAAGAUUUACAACGUGGCUUAAGUCGUGAUAUAUCGACUGGUCUAUCGACGUGUUGGGAACCGUUAUUAGAUUUUAUAGAGACUUACAAAGCUGAAAACAAGAAAAGUAAGACAACUGUGUGGCCGUUACAGAUGCUGCUGUUAAUUUUAAAUCCGGCAAGUUUGGAAGUUACUGUUAACGAAUUGCAGCAGGGUGAAAAAGAAAAAGAAAAGCUAUCCACUAAAAUUCAAUCACGGGAUAAGGAUUUCUCCGCGAAACAAUUUGUGGAAAGUGUAAAACGUGGCUUGGGACCUCAUUCUCCUUCCAAGCAAGUGACAGAAUCGGCAGCUAUAACAUGUGUUAAACUAUGUAAAGCAUCGACGUAUGUUAACAUUAGUGAUUCGAAUAAUGCCAUCUUUAAAUUGGUUCAAUACGUUAUCAACGAUUUGAAAAGCCUACUUUUUAACCCAGUAAAGCCUUUCUCUCGCGGUCAAGGCUAUAAUUUUGCUGAUGUAGAGCUUAUGAUUGAUUGUUGGGUUUCGUGCUUUCGUAUUAAUCCUCACAAUAUAGAGGCUUUAAAAGUUUGCUUAAAUCUUAAUUCACCACAAGCCUAUCAUUUCGUGAUUGUAUGCUCUUUGCUAAGGUUGGCGCAUAUUUACGUUGAUUUCCGUUUACAAAAUAAAAAUCCUUUCCGGAUAGUGAAUCAGCCUCAUUUACCAUGGUGGCCGCAAACUGAGGUGGUACACUAUCGAUCCUCAGAGCUGCGGGCUCUUUUCACUGAUACGCUUAACAAGGCCACUCAAGGUUAUAUAGCGCAUACGCCUUUACGUAUGAUAACAUCGCUUACCCUUAAGACAAAAGAUACCCAAAAAGGACUUACGCGUUCCGAAGAAGUGCUGGCUCAUAAAAUGUUGCUCUUACUAUUGGUUCGCCUAAUACAUGCUGAUCCUACUUUGCUUUUAAAUACUCAGGGGAAAGUGGCUCAUGAGGUACAGAGUUCUACCUUAGAACUAAUUAAUGGACUUGUUAGCUUAGUUCAUCAACCAUCCAUGCCAGAUGUAGCACAAGAAGCUAUGGAAGCUCUAUUGGCUUUACAUGCAGCUGAAAAAAUUGAAAUCUGGAAUCCGGAAGCUCCGAUCAAUACAUUUUGGGAUGUCAGCUCGCAAGUCUUGUUCUCGAUUUCUCAGAAACUUAUACAGCAUCAAAUCGCCAAUUAUACUGAUGUACUUAAAUGGUUGCGAGAGAUUCUUAUUUGCCGCAACACAUUUCUACAACGUCACAAAGAUUAUGCUCAUGUUGGCAGUCAAAUAGCUAUCUGCAAGCAAGCCCAUAUUAAAUUAGAGGUCGUGUUUUUUAUGUACCUUUGGUCCGUAGAUUUAGAUGCUGUCUUAACCUCGCUUUCGUGUUUCGGCCUGUUAUGCGAAGAAGCUGAAAUAUGUUGCGGAUCUGAUGAGCUAACGGUAGCUAUGCUUGUGCCUAAUUACAUGAUAUAUCAAGAAUUAUCACAACUUUCAGCAGCUGCUUCGGAUUUUCGUGUUUGUUUUUACGAUAGUAGUCAUGGAAAUGCUUUAAAUCGUUUGAAUCUUCAAAAGCGUAUCAUGCAAUUACUACGAAAAAUAGAACAUUGUGUUCAUGGCGUGCAGCCGGCUUGGGAAGAGACUUUUAGAAACUGGGAGAUUAUGAGUAAAAUGCUACAAACUUAUCCCAAAUGUAAGACAGAUGAUGGUCAAGCGGAAAUUUUUCAUCGUGGUGUAGGAAAACGGAGAGCUAGCCAUCAAAGCUCUGAACAUGAUCUGGAGGAGCAAAUUAGCGAAUGGGCUAACAUGACAUGGUUUUUGUUGACUUUAGGUGGAGUAUGCUUAUUAAAGCGUCGCCAACAAACUGCAACCGCCCAAAUACCGCAGCAUCCAAAUCUAUCUACGUUGGGAUCUACGCAAGCGAAUAUAAACAAUUAUGCGAUACAGCAAAAAAUAAAUUCGCUAACGUGUCAAAUAAUUCCACAGGCUCAUAUUCAAGUAGCCUGUCAAGGCUCAAUAGGUUCACUAGGCCAAACAUCUUUGUAUUCAUUUUCCAGCUCUUCGAGCUCUGGCCGUGGAUCGUUACACCCAAAUUCGGCAUCGAGUACAACAUUGGCACAAGGACCACAGCAGGAAGUACAAUAUUGUCCAGUUACCCAAUUCAUUGGCCAGCUGCUUCGUUUGCUGGUGUGUAAUAAUGAAAAAAUCGGUUUGAAUAUUCAGAAGAAUGUUAAGGAAUUGGUGGGUGAAGAAAUGUCCACAUACCUAUAUCCCAUACUAUUUGAACAAAUUAGAGCCAUUGUGGAAAAGUUUUUCAAUCAACAAGGCCAAGUCAAUGUCACGGAUAUUAAUACGCAAUUCAUUGAGCACACAAUUUACAUAAUGAAAUCAAUAUUGGAUCCAAAACCGACUAAAGAUGCUAGCAUUGAACAACCGUCAACCUCCGAAAACCUGGGAGUUACCAGCAUAGAAGGUAUGAUGUUAGGCAUAGUUCGUUAUGUUAGACAUUUGGAUAUGACCGUUUAUGCGAUACGCAUUAAAACAAAACUAUGUCAACUUGUUGAAGUGAUGAUGAAACGCCGAGAUGAUUUGGCUUUUCGCCAGGAAAUGAAAUUUCGUAAUAAAUUAGUUGAAUAUUUAACCGAUUGGGUAAUGGGCACUUCUCACCAAAUAGCACCACCUAGUUCGGCUGAUGCUUCCUUGAUAACUAACACGUCCUUGAUAUUUCGAGAUUUGGAUCAGGCAUGUAUGGAGGCAGUUGCUGCCUUACUACGUGGAUUACCUUUGCAACCUGAGGAAUCGGAUCGUGGUGACUUAAUGGAUGCCAAAAGUGCUCUGUUUCUAAAAUAUUUUAUCUUAUUCAUGAAUCUGUUAAACGACUGUAUCGACAGUUCAGAAGCUGAAAAAGAGCUUAGCAACGCGCCUUUAUUACCACCUCGUCCACGGAUGGCAGCUGGGAAAUUAACAGCUUUACGAAAUGCAACGAUACAAGCUAUGUCCAACCUCUUGGGAGCUAACAUUGACUCAGGCUUUUUGCACUCUAUCGAUUUAGGCUACAAUCCUGAUUUACAAACGCGGGCAGCCUUUAUGGAAGUGCUGACCCAAAUUCUACAACAAGGCACCGAAUUUGAUACUCUGGCUGAAACUGUUUUAGCCGAUCGUUUUGAACAAUUGGUGCAAUUGGUCACAAUGAUCAGCGACAAAGGCGAACUACCUAUCGCCAUGGCUUUGGCAAAUGUUGUAACAACCGCACAAAUGGAUGAAUUGGCUCGAGUUCUGGUGACCUUAUUCGAUGCUAAACAUUUACUGUCGCCACUCUUAUGGAAUAUGUUCUAUCGUGAGGUGGAGGUUUCGGAUUGUAUGCAAACAUUGUUUCGUGGAAACUCGUUGGGAAGCAAAAUUAUGGCUUUUUGCUUCAAAAUAUAUGGUUCCAGUUAUCUACAAAUACUGUUAGAGCCUCUAAUCAAAUCGUUAUUGGAUAGUCCUAACACUUGUUUUGAAGUUGAUCCUGCCCGCUUGGAACCGGGAAAUGAUUUACAUGCAAAUCGCCAAAACCUUAUUGCUCUUACCCAAAAAGUAUUUGAUGCUAUUAUUAAUUCAGCAGAUCGUUUUCCUCCACAACUACGAUCCAUGUGUCACUGCUUGUAUCAGGUGCUGAGUAAACGUUUUCCGAAUCUUUUGCAAAAUAAUAUUGGAGCGGUAGGGACAGUAAUUUUUCUUAGGUUUAUAAAUCCCGCCAUAGUCUCUCCACAAGAACUGGGUGUUGUAGGUAAGCAGGUACCUAAUUCCGUGAAACGAGGACUCAUGUUGAUGUCAAAAAUUCUGCAAAACAUUGCAAAUCACGUGGAAUUUUCCAAGGAACAGCACAUGCUUUGCUUUAAUGAUUUUUUAAGAGAACAUUUUGAAGCUGGUCGGCGUUUCUUUAUACAGAUUGCUUCAGAUUGUGAAACUGUAGACCAAGCAUCGCACAGCAUGAGUUUUAUAUCAGAUGCCAACGUUUUAGCACUACACCGCCUUUUGUGGACACAUCAGGAAAAAAUUGGUGAUUAUUUAUCAAGCAGUCGCGAUCACAAAGCUGUAGGUAGACGACCAUUCGACAAAAUGGCCACAUUGCUAGCAUAUCUUGGACCACCCGAACAUAAGCCUGUUGAUUCUCACAUGAUGUUUUCUUCAUAUCCCCGCUGGAGUUCCAUAGAUAUGUCUUCGACGAAUUUCGAAGAAAUAAUGGUCAAACAUCAAAUGCAUGAGAAAGAAGAAUUCAAGACUUUAAAAUCGAUGAACAUAUUCUAUCAAGCGGGCACUAGUAAAUCAGGUUAUCCCGUUUUCUAUUACAUUGCACGCCGAUACAAGAUUGGUGAAACUAAUGGUGAUCUACUCAUAUAUCACGUUAUAUUGACGCUUAAACCAUUCUGUCACUCACCAUUCGAAGUCGUCAUUGAUUUUACGCAUGUGAACUCUGAUAACCGUUUUCGCACCGAGUUCUUGCAAAAAUGGUUCUACGUUCUACCAUCAGUAGCUUACGAAAACGUUCAUGCCGUUUAUAUAUACAAUUGCAAUUCUUGGGUCCGCGAAUACACUAAGUUUCACGAUCGUAUACUGGCUCCCCUUAAGGGCAAUCGAAAAUUAAUGUUUCUUGAUUUCCCAAACAAAUUGAAUGAGUUCAUUGAACCUGAUCAGCAAAAACUUCCGGGGGCUACGUUGUCGUUAGAUGAAGACUUGAAAGUGUUCAUUAAUGCUUUGAAGCUUAGCCACAAGGAUACCAAAGUUGCCAUUAAGGUUGGUCCAACCGCCUUGCAAAUAUCUUCAGCGGAAAAGACUAAAGUGUUAUCACACUCUGUCUUGUUGAACGAUGUUUACUACGCUUCAGAAAUUGAAGAAGUCUGUUUAGUUGAUGAUAAUCAGUUCACCUUGUCUAUAGCGAACGAAAGCGUCCAAUUAAGUUUUAUACACAAUGAUUGUGAUAACAUUGUGCAGGCCAUUAUUCAUAUUCGGAAUCGUUGGGAAUUGAGUCAACCAGAUUCGGUAACAGUUCACCAAAAGAUUAGGCCUAUAGAUGUGCCAGGAACUUUAUUAAAUAUGGCAUUGCUUAAUUUGGGAUCAGCUGAUCCAAACUUACGUACGGCUGCUUACAAUUUAUUGUGCGCUCUAACAGGCACUUUUGACUUGAAAAUUGAAGGCCAACUGCUUGAGACCCAGGGCUUAUGUAUACCAUCAAAUAAUACUAUCUUCAUAAAAUCCGUUAGCGAAAAAUUGGCUACAAAUGAACCACAUUUAACUUUGCAAUUUCUAGACGAAUGCAUACGAGGCUUUCAACGCAGCACAAUUGAACUUAAACACUUGUGCUUGGAAUAUAUGACACCAUGGUUAAAAAAUUUAGUAAAAUUCUGCAAAUCGAACGAUGAUGCCAAAAAGAAAAAAGUAUCAGAAAUUCUAGAUAAACUUAUCUGUUUAACCAUCGAACAAAAAGAAAUGUAUCCGUCUAUACAGGCGAAAAUCUGGGGUUCGGUGGGACAAAUUCCGGAAUUAAUUGACAUGGUUUUGGAUAACUUCUUACAUAAAUCCAUCACUUAUGGCCUAGGGUCACAGCAAGUUGAAAUAAUGGCCGAUACUGCGGUGGCCUUAGCCUCAGCAAACGUGCAACUAGUUUCCAAAAAAGUGAUAACGCGUAUGUGCCGUGUUAUGGAUAAAACUUGCACAAAUCCUACUCAAUAUUUGGAACAGCAUAUGAUGUGGGACGAUAUAGCCAUAUUAGGGCGGUAUCUGCUAAUGCUUUCGUUUAACAAUUGCUUAGAUGUAGCAACGCAUCUACCGUACCUUUUCCAUACAAUAACCUUUCUGGUUUGUUCGGGCUCGUUAUCUAUGCGAGCAUCUACGCAUGGCUUAGUUAUUAAUAUCAUUCAUUCUUUAUGUACUUGCACAAAACCGACCUUCUCCGAAGAAGCUCAGCGGGUCUUGCGUUUGUCGUUAGAUGAAUUUUCUUUACCAAAAUUUUAUUUACUGUUCGGGAUUAGCAAAGUGAAGUCGGCCGCAGUUACAGCCUUUCGUUCAAGUUGUCGUCAUCCACCUGAUAAAUGGCUGGGCAACGAACGGGUCGCACAACCUUUGCCCUCCGACCGUGAACGCCUGUCAUUGCCUUCUUUAGAAGUUAUCACUGAUGCUUUGCUUGAAAUUAUGGAGGCUUGCAUGCGCGAUGUACCUGAUUGCCAAUGGUUGCCUACAUGGAAUUCUUUGGCACGUAGUUUUGCUUUCUGUUAUAAUCCGGCGUUGCAACCACGAGCCUUAAUUGUCUUUGGUUGUAUUAGUAAAAGUGUUACGGAUCAAGAAGUUAAGCAAUUGCUGCGUAUUUUGGUUAAAGCUUUAGAGUCUUUUAAUGACAUUAUACUAAUCGAGGCAUUGGUAAUGUGUUUGACCCGCAUACAACCUCUGUUGCGUCUGGAAUCUCCCAUACAUCGAGCUCUAUUUUGGGUAGCAAUAUCCGUUCUGCAAUUAGACGAAGUGACUUUGUACGGAGCUGGUUUAGCGUUAUUGGAGCAAAAUUUACAUACAUUGAAAUCUCAAGGUUGUUUCGAUAAUGCCAACAUUGCUGAUGUCAUGAUGAACACACGAGAGAAGUUGGAAUGGCACUUUAAACAAUUGGAUCAUGCUGUCGGUCUGUCAUUUCGCAGUAAUUUUCACUUUGCUCUUGUUGGUCAUUUAAUAAAGGGAUUUCGUCAUCCAACGCCAACCACCGUUUCAAGAACGGCGCGAGUUUUAAUUAUGCUGUUGGGUAUUAUAGCUAAGCCUUUACGCCGGGAUAAAUUUGAAGUAACCCCAGACAGCGUGGCCUAUUUGACAGCAUUGGUUGCUGUCUCCGAGGAGGUUCGAUCACGUUGUCAUGUAAAGCAUGCUCUACCCCGUUGGCCCGCUGAGUUGGUGAAUACUACGGAAAAUGGAGAAAUAUCCAGUAAUGGUUUCCAAAAUCAACUGGGUAGUAUGCCUCUUUCGCGACGACAAAAAUCUUGGGACAUACUGGAUCAGACAGCUAUGAUUUUCGCCCGACAACAUAAAAUACCUGUUCCUCAGAACGUUCGAGUUUUAUUUAAAACUCAACGCUCCUUCUCAGUACCGACAACUAAAGAACCGAAAAGCUCAAGCUCAAGCGCCAUCGAAGAACGCCAGGAACGUGGAUCACGUACUUCAGUUUCCAAUGAAUCAAACGUCUUAUUAGAUCCGGAAGUGUUGCCGGAUCUAUCCAUACAAGCUUUAGUCUUGACUGUUUUGGCCACUUUAGUUAAAUACUCAUCGGAUGAAAAUGAAACACGUGUUCUCUAUCAGUAUUUGGCCGAAGGUUCAGUAGUGUUUCCUAAAGUUUUUCCAGUAAUCCAUUCACUACUCGAUCAAAAGAUUAAUAAUAUUCUAUCUGUGUCACAUGAUCAAGUCGUUCUUAAUUCUGUUCAAAGCAUUAUACAGAACAUGUUGGCCAGCGAAGAUCCGUCACAACAACAACUGCAUUUUUUACAAAGUUGCGGUUUUGGCGGUUUAUGGCGUUUUGCCGGUCCUUUUACGAGAUAUAAUAUAAUGGGAGAAUCAUCGGAGUUGUUUGUAAAUUGUUUAGAAGCCAUGGUUGAAACAUGCUUGCCAAGUGAUGAUGCUAUGGCGGUGCCGCCUUCGCCACGACCCUACAAUCUUAGUUCCAGCUUGAGUAGUCUAACUUUAGGAUCGCCUACAGAUAAAGCUUUCUCAUCGGAAUCAUUAGAUCAUGACAAUUUCGGCGGCAGUGUUAAUUCACUACGUCGAGCAUCAUACAGUAAGGCACGUGCUAAACAUCGAAUUAAUGACAGUCCAUCCCAUUAAAAAUAUAAACUAUAAAAACUUCUAACGUUCAACCACCUUGAAAUUUCGAUAAAUUCAUAAAAGAAAAAUCGAAUAAAAGAUCCCGUACCUAAGUAACGUACCACCGUUGUUAAUGUUAAGCGCGUUUUUUGGAAAUCCCCCAUGCAUUAAAGCACACGCCGACACACGUCAAGUGAAAUUCAUUUAAAUAUUCCAAAGCAUUAUAAUUACAACAGCACUUAUAUAAUAAUAAUAAUAAUAAUAUAGUAACAACGUAGAAGUAAUGCAAACCGACUAUUUAAAUACCCUGCACUAAAUAUAAUAGAAGUGAAACUAAGUAACAUUUAUUGUAUAAGGCGUUUAUUUAAGUAUUGUAGUUACGUUUUGACAAAUUUAUAUACACCCACCACCAAUUGACGUGAUUUUAGUGCAUAUUCGCUUUGCCAUUCAAUCUUUAAAUUUUCGAAUUAUCCCAUUUUAGUUUGGUACAUAGAGAAUUUUUAAAUUAAUUGCCAUAUUUUUUUAUUUCAAGGUUGCACCGAGUUCAACACGAAAUUGCAUGCACUAUUUAAUAAUCUAUCUACCGCUUGUUACAACUUUUCUUGAUUUCUUGGGCAAUAGACAUGUAUUCCUGUGUA
This is a messenger RNA of Glossina fuscipes, 9122 nucleotides long. It is a transcript of the gene Nf1, whose product is annotated as neurofibromin. Lineage: Eukaryota; Metazoa; Arthropoda; Insecta; Diptera; Glossinidae. The record is from RefSeq and is a predicted model, not a curated record. The transcript has 26 exons. The coding region runs from base 1 to 8505 and encodes 2834 amino acids. Gene Ontology annotation, biological process: regulation of GTPase activity.